Molecule: messenger RNA, 2382 nt
Organism: Fopius arisanus
Lineage: Eukaryota; Metazoa; Arthropoda; Insecta; Hymenoptera; Braconidae
Product: suppressor APC domain-containing protein 2
Exons: 5
Coding region: 243-1667 (474 amino acids)
Source: RefSeq, a predicted model, not a curated record
GCGUACGCUGUCAGAGUGUCGAGUGAGAAUUGACGCAAGAAUGUCAAGUGUCAGUGUGGUGAGGUUGAUACUGUUAGAGAACAAUUGAUCCAUUACCCAUCGAUUAUUUAUCAUUCAGCGCAUGUAGCAGCUGUCACGUCCACGCUUGCACGUACCUGAGGCUCAUCGCAAUGAUAAAAACAACAUCAUCAUCAAGACAGUCCAAAAAAUCGUAACCAAUAUUCCGGGAAUUAAUAAACACCAUGGCACAACUCCAAUCCUCCACCGAUGAUCUCCCAAAGAGUUUCUUAUCAGCAAUGAGAACACUCUUCCGAAUAAUGGAUGACCAGAAUUCGGGUUACGUCAAGUACUCGGACAUUGAGGAGCGUUGGCAGGACGAUGGUACCCAGGGUUUGCCAAGGGGUGUCCUCGAGAGUUUGAAGAAGAUAACACCACCCAACGGUCUGCUGUCCUUCGACAGAUUCUGCGCUGGACUGAAGAUGUGCCUUUUGCAAAUAAAAAAUGAGAGCGAUAUGAAGGAGAAACCCCGGGAGAGUGUCCAGCCAAACAGGCCCCCAUCAGCUCCAUUUUUGACAGGAGAUGGCCAAACCAAGACCACCUGGACAUCCCCCAAUACAGCUGCCAUACGUCCCAACAACGCCAAUGCCAUUUCACAGCAGAGAACACUGAGCAUGCCUCAAUUAAUCCCAGGGAAAAAAGAACCGCCUAAUAAUUCUUAUCAUUAUCACAAUCAUCAUCACCAUUACGGAGCCAACGAUAAUCCAACGAAUAGCAAUCAAAUUCCAUUAGAGAGUAUCGAUGCUAGGAGCAAUCAGGAGGUGAAAGUGAUAAAGCCAUUUGGACCACCUAAACCCCCAAGGACUGGAGCUGCCAAUUUCGAUAAAUCAGAAAUCAGAACUGCUCUUCAGAAUUGGCAGAUGGGACUGAUGAUGAGUGAUGGUGACAAGUGCAUUGAUAAACCUAGACAAAUGGUGCCAAAUGCUAGUAAUUAUGCUGUAGAUUCUAGGAGCUUGAGCUCGUUGAGGCCUCAGAGGAUUCUUGGAGAUGGAAAGGCUGGAGAGAUAUUGAAUAAUGAGAUUGGCAUUCCUUUGAAAAAAAAUACAGUACGCAGGAGAGAGCCUAGGAGACACACUCUGCAGAAUGGCAUCGAUUAUAAUUUGGUGAAGAGAAUGAAACAAAUCGAACAAGAGAGAGAUGUUCUCCUGCAAGGUCUUGCAGCAGUCGACAAGGCGAGGGAGUGGUAUUUGAAGCAGAUUUCAGUGACUCAGGAGAAAAUCAGGCACCUAGGAAACAUGGGAUCCCACGUGGAGCAGUGGACAGAGGCCCAGCAGGAGCGCCUGGAGUUGCAGAGAGCUCGUGUUCUGGAAGUAAAUCGACACUUGGCAGCUCUGAUAACGAGUUGGGAACGUGGUGGACUGCCAAUGCACAUGAACCUCGCCUUCCUCAGCACUCCAAGCUCAACCCAAUUAAGUCAAGACAUGAUGGCACGCUUGAAGCAGCAGAAUCGUAGAUUAACCGAAGAAGUGAGUAAGAAGGGGCACAAAAUAGUUCUCCUCGAGCAGGAGAAGGAGAAUUUAAUGCGGGAGUUGUACAGUCGUCAAUCAGGAUUGAUUCAGUCUCGUCGAUCGACGAUGAUCCACGAGCAGCACGAUCAGACGUUCAUGUAAGAAUCUAGGAAGCCAUGACAAAUGACUCAUCCAGAUUAUUCCACAACAAUUAGCAUUCCAAGUAAUCGACUGGUAAGACACAGGGUAAAAUCGGUUAUUAUAAGUCCUCUGGCUUUAUAAUCCGUCCAAUAACUCAUUAAAUAUUGUAACUAAAUCAUUUUUACUGUCUUCGUUGAUUAUAAAUUAUUGAACUAAUAAAGAGAGUGUAAAAUGCAGAAUAGAAUUAUUUUCGAAUGUGGAUUACAAGAAAUAGUGGUACAUUAUCGCGGCUCGUGUUUCGUUAGCUGAAUUAAUUUGUUAUCAACUGGCCAUGCCGUUGGUUUCAUUACUUAGUAUUUCUCCAUUAUCACCCGAGAAGGGAAAAACGUUAGAAAUGUAUGGACACACAUAGAUACCCCGUCUUCUCUCAUAUCUACUGUGACCAGUUCAACUCUGAUAAGAUCCAACUUCCUCUGUCCCCACGCGUUCAGAAAUCGUUUCACCAUGUACUCGUGGUAUCAAUUUUAAACAAUGUCCCCUUCACGUCUCCUCCCCCUCCCCCGAUGGUCAAAUAAAUUUGAAAAACGAGAAAUCCAAUUUUCUCGACAUCUCAGAGACAAAAAAUGAAUAAAAUAAGAGAGUCUGGAGUUGAUUUAAAAUACCACGACAGGAAGAAAGAGAAAAAAAAAAAGAGGCGGAGCCGCAAGUGCAAUGGCUUGAAGCCCCGCGCACAUGC